AUGUCGUUUGGGGAGCUUCAAAAAGAAGUUUUGGCGCAAUUAGAGCGCGACUUUUCUAAUUUUAAGAAGACAGGCCAGGCUCGUCGAACGAGUAACUAUUUGAAAACUCGCAUGGAGCUACUUGAACAAAAUUUAGAAAAUGCCAAACGAUAUCACGAGGAAAUCGUUAGCGGGGGGAAGCUCGAAGAGAAUUUUAAAAAGGAAGACAUGAUAGCGGUGUUCGAUCAAAUUCGCGCCAUUUAUCUCGAAUAUAGGACUGAAAUGAUGGAUGGUUUAGACAAAUUAAGUCCGUCCGCUCCACUUACGCCUACAGUGGGGGCACCUCCAUCAACAGGCCUUCCAUCAGCAACACACCAGUCACAGCCAAAUGUCCUCAAGCUUCCUCCAAUCAAACCUCCCACGUUCUCGGGGUCUUAUACAUCGUGGCGUUCCUAUCACGAUAUUUUUACGUCACUUGUUCAUAACAAUCCUGGCUUGAACGAGAUCCAAAAAAUGCAUUUUUUGAAAGAAAGUUUGACAGGCGAUGCCGAACGUCUUCUGCAUCAUUUAGAUCUUAGUUCUGGGAAUUAUGCAAAGGCUUGGGAUUUAUUGAAAGAAAGGUAUGAUCAUAAAAGAGUUUUGGUCAAUUCUUAUCUCAAAGUCUUUUUUGGCCAACCUGUACAAAGUAAGGAAUCUGCCGAAUCCCUUAAAAGCUUACUUGACACAACAAUCGAAGUUGUUCAUGCUCUGGAAAAUUUAGGAUUACCAGUGAAGGACUGGGACACAAUAUUAAUUUAUAUCCUCUUUCAAAAACUAUCCGCCAAAACCCAACAGCUAUGGGAAGAAAAGCUCGGCAAUAACAAAGAACUCCCAACCUUCGCCGAUUUUACUGAUUUUCUUAAAUCACGUUUUCGGACUUUGGAAGCUAUUGUGCAGCAAGCCAGUUGCACUACACAGCCAAAGCCAGUCACGAAAUCGCCUGUCACAGCUAAAACAUUUCAUGCUAAAACCCAAAAACAACAAUUUAAAACGCAAUAUCAAUGUCAAAUUUGCAAAAAAGGACAACACUCGUUGAUGAAAUGUUAUCGGUUUUUAAACAUGGAUGCGGUACAAAAGCAACAGGCUGUACAGCAAGCUGGAGUGUGUGAAAACUGUCUGCUUACAGCCACAAAACUCGUUUUUGUUUAA
Molecule: messenger RNA, 1167 nt
Organism: Eupeodes corollae
Lineage: Eukaryota; Metazoa; Arthropoda; Insecta; Diptera; Syrphidae
Exons: 1
Coding region: 1-1167 (388 amino acids)
Source: RefSeq, a predicted model, not a curated record